This is a messenger RNA of Caenorhabditis auriculariae, 713 nucleotides long. Lineage: Eukaryota; Metazoa; Nematoda; Chromadorea; Rhabditida; Rhabditidae. The record is from the annotation of a GenBank genome assembly.
AUGGGAAGAACCUUUGGAAAUAAGAAUUUGACUGAUAACGACAAAAGAGCCAUCGUUGUGGGUCGUCAAAAUGGACUGACCAUGAUGACGUUGGCAGGAAUGUUCGGCGUGACAGAGGCGUGCAUUUCUCAGUUCCUGAAGCGUUGGAAAGCUCGAGAUGCCACUAUUAAGAGCCAACGCACUGAAAGACCACGUGUCAUUGAUCGUAAUGACGAUAGGAACAUUUUGAAGACGUCUAGAACCCAUCCAAGACUCACCGCCCCUGCGAUCAGACGGGAAGUUUUCUCGAAUUCGCCAUCUCCGCCAUCCGUCUCGACCGUGAAACGACGUCUGAAUGCUGCUGGAAUCAUGGGAAGACGUGCAGUGAAAAAACCGCUGAUUUAUGAAAAGAAUCGAGUCGCCAGGGUGAAUGGCGAAUUCGAGAAAACUUCCCGUCUGAUCGCAGGGGCGGUGAGUCUUGGAUUGGUUCUAGGCGUCUUCAAAAUGUUUCUAUCGCCAUUACGAUCAAUGGCACGUGGUCUUUCAGUGCGUUGGCUCUUAAUAGUGCCAUCUUGAGCUUUCCAACGCUUCAGGAACUGAGAAAUGCACGCCUCUGUCACGCCGAACAUUCCUGCCAACCUCAUCAUGGUCAGUCCAUUUUGACGACCCACAACGAUGGCUCUUUUGUCGUUAUCAGUCAAAUUCUUUUUUCCAGAGGUUCUUCUUAUGUCUGA